Messenger RNA from Nelumbo nucifera (sacred lotus), 3321 nucleotides. Lineage: Eukaryota; Viridiplantae; Streptophyta; Magnoliopsida; Proteales; Nelumbonaceae. The record is from RefSeq and is a predicted model, not a curated record.
CCUAAAAUCUUUCUCUUUCGGGCCUUUCCCUCUCUCAGUUCUCUUCUCUCACAUCUGUUCUCUUUCAUCUCUCUUCUUCUUCCCCAACAGACCGAUGGCCUUCGGGCGAGCAUCUCUACUCCUCGGCCAUCCUCUCUACCUAGGUCGUCAUUACCGCUAACAUCUACAUGCAGGCACAUCCUCUCUACCUAGGUCGUCAUUACCGCCAGGCCUUCCAUCUCCUCAAUGCUUCCUAGAUCAUCUUCCAUGAUCUCCGGUUUUGGUACCUUGCCAUCAAAUGUCUGAUGACGAAGAAGGUGAGAACUGUAACUUCAAUGAAGCGGUUUCACUCGUGAACAAUAGGGAUUACUACAAGUGCCACAACUUUCCCAAAGCUCUAUGGAACAAGGCAAAGGAGCCGAGAUGAACCCUGAUCCAUGGGAUUCUGCAAUGUGCCAUAGAAUUUCAUCACCUCUUUAACCAGAAUCAUAGAGGAGCAAUGAUGGAACUGGGAGAGGGUUUGUGUAAGCUUCAGAAGAUGAACUUUACAAGUGGUCCUUUUCAUCAGUUUGAGUAGGAGAUUUCUGUAGUUUUGGAUUUUAUAUACUAGACUCAGUUAGAGUUAGUUGCCUGCCUACACUGAUGAUUUUGCAUCACAAUGGAUGGCUCAGAGCAGUCAUAUCAACUUUUAUCAGCCUGUGCUGAUGAUUUUUGUGGACAAAGAUGUCAUGGAUCAUCUUACAGUUCUCAGAGGUCCUACAAAAGGUAUCAAUGUUUAUUCAACUAUAAGAAUGGUUACGUGUAGAACAACUUUGCAGAGAAUGACAUGUUCUAUCCAGAAGAAGGAGCUGAGUACAUCCUAAAAGGGUCUGAGAUAAUAGAAGGUUGCACAGGUCAGGAGAAGAAGGCCAGAUGGUGUCUGCGCAUCACUAUCAGAAAGCGGGGAGUAUCACUCACAGAGACCACCCACUCCUCUAUUGGAUACCAUUAAUUAUCCAAACCACAUGAAAAACCUCUCCACCAAGGAACUGAUGCAACUAGCAGAUGAGCUGCGGUCCGAUAUCAUCUUCAGCGUUUCUAAGACGGGGGGUCACCUUGGUUCAAACCUUGGCGUGGUUGAGCUUACUGUGGCUCUUCAUUAUGUGUUCAAUUGCCCAGAAGACAAGAUUCUAUGGGAUGUUGGUCAUCAGUCCUACCCGCACAAGAUCCUAACAGGGAGAAGAGAUAAGAUGCCGACCCUUAGGCGUACAAACGGCCUAUCAGGAUUCACUAAACGCUCAGAGAGUGAUUACGAUUGCUUUGGAACGGGUCAUAGUUCUACUAGCAUCUCUGCAGCCUUGGGAAUGGCUGUUGGUAGGGACCUGAAGGGCAGAGAGAACUGUGUGAUUUCUGUAAUAGGUGAUGGUGCUAUGACUGCAGGGCAAGCUUAUGAAGCCAUGAAUAGUGCUGGGUACCUAGACUCAGACAUGAUUGUAAUUCUCAAUGACAACAGACAAGUUUCACUACCCACAGCUACUCUUGAUGGGCCCGCGCCACCUGUAGGAGCUUUGAGCAGUGCUCUUAGUAGAUUGCAGUCCAGCAGGCCUCUCAGAGAACUAAGGGAGGUUGCUAAGGGAAUUACCAAAAAGAUUGGUGGAGACAUGCAUAAACUGGCUGCAAAAGUUGAUGAAUAUGCCCGUGGAAUGGUCAGUGGAUCUGGUUCAACACUCUUUGAAGAGCUUGGUCUCUAUUAUAUUGGUCCUGUUGAUGGUCACAACAUUGAUGACCUUGUGGCCAUUCUCUGGGAGGUUAAGAAUACACGUACAACUGGACCAGUCCUCAUCCAUGUUGUGACUGAGAAAGGCCGGGGAUACCCAUAUGCCGAGAGAGCUGCAGACAAGUACCAUGGUGUAGUGAAGUUUGAUCCAGCCACUGGAAAGCAAUUCAAAUCCAGUACUCCUACCCAAUCUUACACAGCAUAUUUUGCCCAGGCCUUGAUUGCAGAAGCAGAGGCUGACAAAUACAUUGUUGCCAUCCAUGCUGCCAUGGGUGGAGGGACGGGCCUGAAUCUUUUUCAACACAGCUUUCCAACACGGUGCUUUGAUGUUGGAAUUGCAGAGCAGCAUGCUGUUACCUUUGCUGCAGGGCUGGCCUGUGAAGGUCUUAAGCCCUUUUGUGCUAUAUACUCAUCGUUCUUGCAGAGGGCAUAUGAUCAAGUUAUACACGAUGUGGAUCUACAAAAAUUACCGGUUCGGUUUGCACUGGACAGAGCAGGGCUGGUGGGAGCUGAUGGGCCGACACAUUCUGGGUCUUUUGAUGUCACCUUUAUGGCAUGCCUUCCAAAUAUGGUGGUGAUGGCCCCUUCAGAUGAGGCAGAGCUUUAUCACAUGGUUGCUACUGCUGCUGCCAUCAAUGAUAGGCCGAGUUGUUUUCGAUACCCAAGAGGGAAUGGGAUUGGUGUUAAGCUGCCACCAGGAAACAAAGGCAUCCCACUGGAGGUUGGGAAGGGUCGCGUUUUGAUCGAGGGCGAAAGAGUGGCACUCCUGGGUUAUGGAACAGCGGUACAAAGCUGUUUAGCUGCAGCUUCUUUGGUGGAACACCAUGGCUUGCGGGUUACGGUUGCAGAUGCUCGCUUCUGCAAGCCACUUGACCAUUCCCUCAUUCGAAGCCUAGCUAAAUCACAUGAGGUUCUAAUCACAGUUGAAGAAGGAUCAAUUGGGGGCUUUGGUUCUCAUGUUGCUCAGUUCAUGGCUCUCAACGGCCUUCUUGAUGGAAAAUUGAAGUGGAGACCUCUGGUUCUUCCAGAUCGGUAUAUUGACCAUGGAUCACCAGCUGAUCAGAUGGCCGAAGCUGGCCUCACACCAUCUCAAAUUGCUGCAACUGUAUUCAGCAUCCUUGGACAAAAGAGAGAAGCCCUUGAAAUCAAUGUCAUAGAAAAGUAAAUAAAGAAGAAAUGGUGACGCCUCCCACCAACAAUGUACAAAUAGAAAUUGAUUUUCACCAGUGAUCAUGUAUCAUGUAAAUCAUAAAAACAUUUCUAACAAUAAUGAAAAUUACAGAUCUGGCUUCCUCAAACUGCAGUACAAUGAUGGAAAUAAUGAAAAGAAUUUGAAAAGCUUAAACUUGCAAGAGAUGGUGAGAUACAUCAUCAAUGCCAUUAGGAUGAUCAAACAACUAUUUGGUAUCAAAAUCGAGGAUGUCGAACUUUGAGGAUUUCUUGUAUUACUGGUGGAAAUGGGAAUGUCUUUCAAGUUAUAUUCACAAUAAAUCGAACCUUCUUUGGAUCAUAGAGCUCUAGGAAUGCAUUGCCAAGCAGAAUCCGACUCCACUGGUUCUGGCAUCAAAUCUUGAACCAACUCUGCC